AUGACAUUUAUUGAUAUUCUGACUUCGAGGGCACUUCAAGUCAACAGUGCACAUUCGUUCACGAACAUCCACUUCACCAGCGACCAUCUCUACUUAAGCGGAAUCGAAGGUUUUCUUUUGGAGAACAAGCAUACAUCACCCAACUCGUUUCAGAAACUCACGCCUUCUGCCACAAGUUAUCCUCAGCAGAUGUGGAUAGCAAUCAUGGUUGGUGAUGGGGCUGCACAGUAG
This is a messenger RNA of Necator americanus (New World hookworm), 231 nucleotides long. RefSeq lists its product as uncharacterized. Lineage: Eukaryota; Metazoa; Nematoda; Chromadorea; Rhabditida; Ancylostomatidae. The record is from RefSeq and is a predicted model, not a curated record. The coding region runs from base 1 to 231 and encodes 76 amino acids. The transcript is spliced from 3 exons.